Molecule: messenger RNA, 1593 nt
Organism: Megalops cyprinoides (Indo-Pacific tarpon)
Lineage: Eukaryota; Metazoa; Chordata; Actinopteri; Elopiformes; Megalopidae
Gene: ccng2
Product: cyclin G2
Exons: 8
Coding region: 86-1069 (327 amino acids)
Biological process (GO): mitotic cell cycle phase transition; regulation of cyclin-dependent protein serine/threonine kinase activity
Cellular component (GO): cyclin-dependent protein kinase holoenzyme complex; cytoplasm; nucleus
Molecular function (GO): cyclin-dependent protein serine/threonine kinase regulator activity
Source: RefSeq, a predicted model, not a curated record
CUUAAGGAAGCAGAUAACCGUAGUCAAUCUCGGACAAGGAAAAUAUGUUAGUGUACCAUUCAGACUGAGAUCGCCAAAGCAAGACAUGGAAGCCUUUAAACUUAUGAAGCAACUGAAGACAAAUUUCGAACAAGAAGCUCACUAUCUGCCGAGGGAGAAAGGGCUGAACCUGAUCGAGUCCUCCCUGGAGAAUGACAGACAAAUCUCGGCACGGUGUCGGGACGCCAGGGUUGAAGACCUCUGGAGCCUGACCAAUUUCUUCGGUUAUAGUACCCAGACCUUUGUACAGGCCGUCAAUCUGUUAGAUAGGUUCCUGGCCAUGAUGAAGGUCCAGCCAAAGCACUUAUCCUGCAUCAGCCUCAGCUGUUUCCAUAUCGCAGCUAAAGUGGUGGAGGAGGAGUGCAAUAUUUCAUCCACCCAUGACCUUAUUCGCAUCAGCCAAAGCAAAUUCACUGUCUCAGACCUCAGCCGAAUGGAGAAGAUCAUUUCGGAAAAGCUGAAUUUUCAGUUCAAAGCCAUCACAGCCUUAACCUUUUUGCACCUCUACCACGAAGUGACUCUUUUACAUACCUCAGAGGGGAAGGACAGCCUGAACCUCGACAAAUUGGAGGCGCAGCUGAAAGCCUGUCUUUGUCGACUCGUAUUCUCCAAAGCCAAGCCGUCAGUAUUAGCGUUGUCCCUCAUCGCCCAAGAGAUUGAAGCCCUCCAGUCAGCGGACUUGUUAGAAAUUGCACAGCAUAUUCAGAGGCACCUAAAGAUCGCUGACGGGGAGCUGCUGUACUGGAGGGAGCUGGUAGCCAAGUGCAUGAUGGACUACUCUUCACCUGAAUGCUGCAAGCCAGACAACAAGAAGCUGGUUUGGAUCGUGUCCAGGCGGACGGCACAAAAUUUGCACAGUAGCUACUACAGCGUUCCUGAACUGCCAACUAUCCCAGAAGGCGGCUGGGACGAAAGCGGAAGCGAAGACUCCAGUGAGGACAUGAGCUGUGGGGAAGACAGCCUGGGCAGCGACUCAGAGGGGCCCUGCUUCCCGCCACGCCCCCGCCGCCACUCCUACGGGCACACCUAGGCCUCGUCACGGCACGUCCGGACACAGAACGUCGCUCGCCGCGAUCAAAUUACUCGUUAAAUUCAUCAGGGUUGUUUUAUACUUUGGACAUACGCAAAUCUCUUGUACUUUUCACCCACAAGUCCAUAUACUGUACAUGUUUUUUGGUUGCGUUUGACGUUCUGUGGGGAAACAUAAAUAAUUACAUUGUCCUGGCAGCUGAGUUUACUCAAUCUUGAUUUUUUUUUUUUGUAGCUGUAGUGUAGGAACUGAUACCUGUUUAGAUUUGCCACAUUCCAGGUGACUAACAGCACAAAGCUGAAGUGCAAUAAACUUAAAACAAGGACUGUGCAGUACCAGGCCGCUGGCUCAGAACACGUACCUUGUACUUUUUUUUGUAUAAUGUGUGAAUUGUUAAGGGCGGACGCGGUUUUCCACCGUCCUUUGUAUUGUGAAAGUUGAGUAUUUCAUAAGUAUGCAUGGUGUUGUGUGUUAGUGUGAAAUUGAAAGAAGAAAAAACUGCCAACCUAAGUGUGAAAAGAACA